UCAGUGUUUGUGCUGCUGGCAGAAUACUCGUCUGGUUCGUCUGUAUCCACAACACGUUGGGAGUAUGACACAGACAGUGCAGACGAAUGGGGUGCAACCCCUCAGUAAGACAUGGGAACUCAGUCUGUAUGAGCUACAGAGGACCCCACAGAGCCAAGAGGCCAUCACAGAUGGGCUGGAGAUAGCCGUGUCUCCCAGGAGCCUCCACAGUGAGCUGAUGUGUCCCAUCUGUCUGGACAUGCUGAAGAACACCAUGACAACCAAGGAAUGUCUGCACCGAUUCUGUGCCGACUGCAUCAUCACCGCCCUCCGAUCAGGCAACAAGGAAUGCCCUACGUGCAGGAAGAAGCUGGUGUCUAAGCGGUCCCUGCGGCCGGACCCUAACUUUGAUGCCCUCAUCAGUAAGAUCUACCCCAGCAGAGAUGAGUACGAGGCCCACCAGGAGAGGGUUCUGGCCCGCAUCUCCAAACACAACAACCAGCAGGCCCUGUCCCACAGCAUCGAGGAGGGCCUCAAGAUACAAGCCAUGAACAGGCUGCAGCGAGGCAAGAAGCACCAGCUGGAGAACGGGAGUGGGCUGGAGGACAACGGUGACUCCUCCCACUGCAGCAACACCUCCGUCCACUCUAACCAGGAGGCGGGGCCGAGCAUCAAGCGUACCAAGACGUCAGAUGACUCUGGUCUGGACAUGGACAACGCUACAGAGAACGGAGGGGGAGGGGACGUGGCCAUGGACGGAGCCAGCGAGAUAGAACUGGUGUUCUGUCCUCACCCUACGCUCAUGGAGAAGGAGGACAACGUGCAGACCAGUGUCGAGUUUGUUCCCAGGUACAUCAAGACGUCGGGCAACGCCACAGUGGACCAUCUGUCUAAGUACCUGGCUGUGCGUCUGGCUCUGGAGGAACUGAGGAAGAACGGAGAGGCCAGCCCUGUCAAUGUAGACGCUGCCUCAGAGAAACAAUACACCAUUUAUAUCCCUACAGCCAACGGCCAGUUCACGGUGCUGAACGGGUCUUUCUCUCUGGAGCUUGUCAGUGAGAAGUACUGGAAGGUGAAUAAACCCAUGGAGCUGUACUUCGCCCCCACCAAGGAGCAUAAGUAGACCGACUGGAGUACACCUGGGGGGUAGACCGCCUGGAGUACACCUGGAGCACACCUAGGGGGGUAGACCGACUGGAGUACACCUGGGGGGGUAGACCGACUGGAGUACACCUGGAGCACACCUGGAGCACACCUAGGGGGGUAGACCGACUGGAGUACACCUGGAGCACACCUGGAGCACACCUGGGGGGUAGACUACCUGGAGUACACCUGGAGCACACCUGGGGGGUAGACCACCUGGAGCACACCUGGGGGGGUAGACCACCUGGAGCACACCUGGGGGGGUAGACCACCUGGAGCACACCUGGGGGGGUAGACCACCUGGAGUACACCUGGGGGGGUAGACCACCUGGAGUACACCUGGGGGGGUAGACCACCUGGAGUACACCUGGGGGGGUAGACCACCUGGAGUACACCUGGGGCACCCUAUUUCCUAUGUAGGGCUUUGGUCUAAAGUAGUGCACUAUAUAGGGAAUAGGGUGCCCUUUAGGACUCAGCCCUGGAUGAGACCUGCCAGGAGGACGAGGUGUCUAAUGGACUCUCUCAACAUCUAUACAUCUCUCUCUCUCUCUACAUCUCUAUCUACAUCUCUCUCUACAUCUCUCUCUCUCUCUCUCUACAUCUCUCUCUCUCUACAUCUCUCUCUCUCUCUCUCUACAUCUCUCUCUCUACAUCUCUCUCUCUACAUCUCUCUCUCUCUACAUCUCUCUCUACAUCUCUCUCUCUACAUCUCUCUCUCUCUCUCUCUACAUCUCUCUCUCUCUCUCUACAUCUCUCUCUCUCUACAUCUCUCUCUACAUCUCUCUCUCUCUCUCUCUACAUCUCUCUCUCUCUCUCUCUACAUCUCUCUCUCUCUCUCUCUACAUCUCUCUCUCUCUCUCUACAUAUCUCUCUCUCUCUACAUCUCUCUCUCUCUACAUCUCUCUCUCUCUCUCUCUACAUCUCUCUCUCUCUCUCUACAUCUCUCUCUCUCUCUACAUCUCUCUCUCUCUACAUCUCUCUCUCUCUCUACAUCUCUCUCUCCAUCUCUCUCUCUCUCUACAUCUCUCUCUCUCUCUCUCUACAUCUCUCUCUCUCUCUACAUCUCUCUCUCUCUCUACAUCUCUCUCUCUGUCUGGUGUGAAUUUGUUGGUAACAUCUUAGUAUAGGGGGUAUGUAUCUGAUAUAGUCACUAGCCAUGCAGAACCUCUUCGUAAGCAUUACAGAGACGUCACUGCAAUUCCAGGGUGGUGUCCAGGAGGGUGUCCAGGAGGGCACUGCAUACUGAACGCUGCUGCUAGAAAUGGAUUUGUCAUGAUUCCUUACUCUACAUGUCAGAGUAUGUUCUCUCUGUCUCUACAUCGCUCUCUCCAGGGCUGUCUACCUGCUCUCCUAAUACUGAGGUGGUACCUGGUAGUUUCAGGGCCUUCUACCUGCUACCUGCUCUCUGUGUUUAGGUCCUAAUACUGAGGUGGUACCUGGUAGUUUCAGGGCCUGCUACCUGCUCUCUGUGUUUAGGUCCUAAUACUGAGGUGGUACCUGGUAGUUUCAGGGCCUUCUACCUGCUACCUGCUCUCUGUGUUUAGGUCCUAAUACCGAGGUGGUACCUGGUAGUUUCAGGGCCUUCUACCUGCUACCUGCUCUCUGUGUUUAGGUCCUAAUACUGAGGUGGUACCUGGUAGUUUCAGGGCCUUCUACCUGCUACCUGCUCUCUGUGUUUAGGUCCUAAUACCGAGGUGGUACCUGGUAGUUUCAGGGCCUUCUACCUGCUACCUGCUCUCUGUGUUUAGGUCCUAAUACCGAGGUGGUACCUGGUAGUUUCAGGGCCUUCUACCUGCUACCUGCUCUCUGUGUUUAGGUCCUAAUACUGAGGUGGUACCUGGUAGUUUCAGGGCCUUCUACCUGCUACCUGUGUUUAGGUCCUAAUACAGAG
Messenger RNA from Oncorhynchus nerka (sockeye salmon), 3013 nucleotides. RefSeq names its product E3 ubiquitin-protein ligase RING2-like. Gene Ontology annotation, molecular function: chromatin binding; ubiquitin protein ligase activity. The transcript has 9 exons. The record is from RefSeq and is a predicted model, not a curated record. Lineage: Eukaryota; Metazoa; Chordata; Actinopteri; Salmoniformes; Salmonidae. Gene Ontology annotation, cellular component: PcG protein complex; ubiquitin ligase complex. The coding region runs from base 65 to 1102 and encodes 345 amino acids.